AUGAAGCCUUCUAUGAUGGAUAGUCUAUUAGGUCUUCUUCGUAUUCGUGUCAAGCGCGGUGUCAAUCUCGCCGUCCGCGAUCUAAACAGUAGCGAUCCUUACGUCGUCGUCAAAAUGGGUAAACAGAAAUUGAAGACUCGAGUUAUUUACAAUGACGUGAAUCCUGAGUGGAAUGAAGAUUUGACUCUCUCAGUAACCGAUCCCAAACUCAAAGUCCUCUUGACGGUGUAUGAUCACGAUACAUUCACCAAAGACGACAAAAUGGGAGAUGCAGAAUUCGAGAUCAAGACGUACAUCAAUGCAUUGACUAUGCACUUGCAAGAUCUCCCGUGUGGGACCAUAGUGACCACAGUCCAGCCUAGUCGAGACAAUUGCUUAGCGGAGGGUUCUCGGAUCAUCUGGUCUGAUGGUAAGCUCAUUCAGGAUAUAGUCCUUAGACUGAAAAAUGUUGAGUGCGGUGAGGUUGAGGUUCAACUUCAAUGGAUUGAUCUUCCUGGCUCCAAGGGUCUAUGA
Eruca vesicaria subsp. sativa (arugula) is the source of this 513-nucleotide messenger RNA. Lineage: Eukaryota; Viridiplantae; Streptophyta; Magnoliopsida; Brassicales; Brassicaceae. The record is from the annotation of a GenBank genome assembly.